AUGGGCAAUGGUUUGGAGGUCCGCCAAACUUUCGACGGUUAUCACGGAGGCAGCAUGCACACGACUACGGAGGACAGAGACGGUCCGAAGCAGGGUGCCCGAGAACCGGUGGACCUCCAGCUUCCCGAGGGAACCGGAGGAAACACCGGCCACGUGCACACCGCAAGUCCGGGCUUCCACGCAACCGAAGCAGGGUGCCCGAGAACCGGUGCACCUCCAGCUUCCCGAGGGAACCGGAGGAAACACCGGCCACGUGCACACCGCAAGUCCGGGCUUCCACGCAACCGAAGCAGGGUGCCCGAGAACCGGUGGACCUCCAGCUUCCCGAGGGAACCGGAGGAAACACCGGCCACGUGCACACCGCAAGUCCGGGCUUCCACGCAACCGAAGCAGGGUGCCCGAGAACCGGUGCACCUCCAGCUUCCCGAGGGAACCGGAGGAAACACCGGCCACGUGCACACCGCAAGUCCGGGCUUCCACGCAACCGAAGCAGGGUGCCCGAGAACCGGUGGACCUCCAGCUUCCCGAGGGAACCGGAGGAAACACCGGCCACGUGCACACCGCAAGUCCGGGCUUCCACGCAACCGAAGCAGGGUGCCCGCGAACCGGUGGACCUCCAGCUUCCCGAGGGAACCGGAGGAAACACCGGCCACGUGCACACCGCAAGUCCGGGCUUCCACGCAACCGAAGCAGGGUGCCCGCGAACCGGUGGACCUCCAGCUUCCCGAGGGAACCGGAGGAAACACCGGCCACGUGCACACCGCAAGUCCGGGCUUCCACGUAGCUCCCAACCGACCCGGAGAGGCCACGGCCCCAUCAGAUGGGCUCAGAACCGACCCAGACAGGCUCCAGGCCCAUCAGAUGGGCCUGGGACACUCACCGGACCGGCCCGAGCCCACUCCUGUACCGCCCCAGUGA
Xiphophorus maculatus (southern platyfish) is the source of this 918-nucleotide messenger RNA. Its product is annotated as extensin-like. Bases 1 to 918 code for a protein of 305 amino acids. The transcript is spliced from 2 exons. NCBI's taxonomy places the organism in Eukaryota, Metazoa, Chordata, Actinopteri, Cyprinodontiformes, Poeciliidae. The record is from RefSeq and is a predicted model, not a curated record.